This is a messenger RNA of Cercocebus atys (sooty mangabey), 1218 nucleotides long. RefSeq lists its product as uncharacterized. The coding region runs from base 1 to 1188 and encodes 395 amino acids. The transcript has 4 exons. Lineage: Eukaryota; Metazoa; Chordata; Mammalia; Primates; Cercopithecidae. The record is from RefSeq and is a predicted model, not a curated record.
AUGCGUCUCCCUUUGCUGGAUGAGGAACAUCACGGGCAAAGGCCACGUCACAUGCUUCCUGUGCAUCACACAGUGCCUCAGGCCCCAGGGCCCCCCAGCAACAUAACCAUGGAAGCCUCGCCAGCUAUUACACUGGAUCUCACUUACAUGGUGUCUACACAACCACGGUACCAGGAUUCUCUCUCUGCAUUCCGGGCCACUGGGCUACAUUCUACCACCCUCACUCUUAAACCCAAGCAAAGAUUCCCACCCGACUUCCCACAGUCUUGCGGACUUGGAACCCUUCCCUUUCGCUCCCACAGGCUCCCACAGGCAGAAGCCCCCAGAGCCUGCACUGCCAUAUCCAGCACCUGCACUGGGCUAAUGUCUAGUUCAGAGGUUCCCAGUCGCUGGCGCCAGGCGACUAUGGGUCACUCGGAAGACAUGGGAGCAAAAAGUCACCCCUUCACCCCAGAACCCGGAAGCCUCCAGGAUGGCAUAAGCGACCAAACAGCUGGGAGCCAAGCACAGUGCAGGCGGUUUGGGGGCGGCGCCCGGAGGCUGGGGUGGGUAAGACCCGCAGGGAACUCCGGGGCUUGGGCGGCGGCUCAUUCCCCGGGAAAGGGCUCGCGGUGGGUACUGCGGGCAGUAGUGGCCGCGGACCCCGCGCGCAGGGGAUGUGCGGGGCGUCCUCUUGGCCAGUUCCGACCUUCCCCGCCGGUGGCGGUGCCCCGGGCGCGUAGUCCUUUCCCAGACCUGCUCUUGGGACCGAGGCUCCAGCCCCAGGGUCUGCGGGCGGGGCCCCGAACCGUGAAAGCCCCGCCGCCAGAUCGCCCGCGGGACCCUGGCCCGGGGCGCCCUGAUCCCGCGCCGCAGCGCAGACCCGCGACCGCGCAGCGCAAGCAGGGGGCCGCCAGGUCCCUAAGCGCCCACUGCGCUGAGGCGCGGGCGCCACCAGCGAGAGGGACACACAGGAAUCUGGGGGAUAUUAUGGUUCUGGGAAUGUGGAAUGUGACCUCUCAUCUUCAGCCCGUCUGUGCUACUGACCGUCUCAUUCAGGAAGCCAUGCCUUCGCUCAGGAGCAGACUGCACAAGGCUUUCCUGCCAGAGGCACAGUCCCCAGGUGAGCCACACAGCCUUCCCAGGGUAAUGCCAAGGAACAGAGGAGAGUUCCCGCUACUCUCAGGGUCUUCUUGGCAAAGCUUCUGAUACAGUUCGGCUGUGCCUCCACCUGAGUCU